AGACUGCACUGUGUAUGCUUGUGCUGCGACUCUGUAUGGGUCUUCUGACCUCAGAGGAAUCCCUGCAAUUCCCUGAACUCUGGAAAUAGCAAGAUGGGGCACAUAGUUCUUUCCCUGUCCUUGGUGACUGGUACCCCUGGGUCCCAAGAAUCUGCAAUGCCUCAUCUCCCAAGCAGCUAAUCAGAGGAGACUGAGAAGAUGAGAAAGGCUAUACGUGGAACCAACCAGGAAAGAGCCGGUUUGCCCAAGAUGAUGCCUCCGAAGCUAGGAACCUUGAAUCUGUUGGUUUAUUUACAAAGCCUUGGGAAACUGGAAGGGAGGCAAAGCCACCCAGAAUCUAAAAUCCUCUGAGAUAAUUUCUGUCAUCAACUUGGAAGCCACACUGCUCUGGCUGCUGUCCAGCGCCUGGGGGGGGGGGGUCACAGAGUCCAGGCAGUGCUAUGAGCACAGGCAGAGGCUGCAAUUCGGGCGCCACCCGGACACUUUGCGCUCCAGUGGGCUUUGCGCUCUGAAGAUGUGUCCCCGCACCAUCUUCCCAGGCGCUGUGCGGGAGGUCUGAAACAGCCCAGCUGGUGCCUCGAAAGGGAGUUUCUAGAAGCUCCAUCUCUGCUGCCUCCCCUCCCCUUCAGAUUUGGAAUUUUACCCUCUCCAGGCAGCUGCUGCAGCUAUACAGCAUCCGCCCGCCCUCCGAGGGGACGAGGUGCCACCGACGCCGCUUGCCUCGGGCUGGUCUGAGGGCUUGACCACAGUGCCGCGGUGUCCCGGAUGCUCCCGAGCCGGGGCUGGGGACUCCCCGCCCUUGCGCGCGACCCCGCGGCCGGGCAGGCGGCGCUUGCGGCGGGCAGGGGGCGGGCAGGGCAGAUGGGACUCGUCCGGGGGUAGCCGCCUCCUCUGCAUCCUGCCCGCGCAUCCCGGAGCCCAGUCGCAUCCUCCGCCUCUGCCUCGGCGGCUGCCAGCCUCCGCCUCGUGCCACCUCGGCCUGCCGCCUCCCCCGCCGCUGCGCCCCCGGUGGCUGUGCCUCAGCGGAACCCGGAGGGGGCCUGUGGCGCGUCGGCCGCCCGCUUGGCUCGGCUUGGCCAGGAGGCGUGCAUGCCCCUGCUGCCCGUGGCGCUCAUCAGCAGCAUGCUCUAUUUCCAGAUGGUGAUCAUGGCAGGGACGGUGAUGCUGGCUUACUACUUCGAAUACACCGACACGUUCACCGUGAACGUGCAGGGAUUCUUCUGCCACGACAGCGCCUACCGUAAGCCCUACCCGGGCCCAGAGGACAGCAGCGCGGUGCCCCCAGUGCUCCUCUACUCUCUGGCCGCUGGCGUCCCGGUGCUCGUGAUAAUAGUUGGAGAAACCGCAGUGUUUUGCCUGCAAUUAGCCACGAGAGAUUUUGAAAACCAGGAAAAAACUAUUUUAACCGGAGAUUGUUGCUAUAUAAACCCACUGGUACGCCGAACUGUCCGAUUUCUUGGAAUUUAUGCAUUUGGACUGUUUGCUACAGAUAUCUUUGUAAAUGCUGGGCAAGUGGUUACAGGAAACCUGGCUCCACACUUUCUGGCUUUGUGUAAGCCUAACUACACAGCGCUUGGGUGUCAGCAGUACACACAGUUUAUCAGUGGGGAGGAAGCAUGCACAGGCAACCCAGACCUCAUCAUGCGAGCAAGGAAAACAUUCCCAUCCAAAGAGGCUGCCCUGAGUGUCUAUGCUGCCAUGUAUCUGACGAUGUACAUUACCAGCACUAUCAAAGCCAAAGGAACCAGACUUGCUAAGCCUGUCCUGUGCUUGGGAUUAAUGUGUUUGGCCUUUCUUACUGGACUCAACAGAGUAGCAGAAUAUCGAAAUCAUUGGUCAGAUGUGAUAGCAGGCUUUCUAGUCGGAAUAUCUAUAGCAGUAUUUCUGGUUGUAUGCGUGGUAAAUAAUUUUAAAGGAAGACAACCAGAAAAUGGGCAUAUACACAGGGACAAUGUGGCCCGGAUGCCGAUGACCAACAUUCCUCGAGUAGAAAGCCCUUUGGAAAAGGUAACAUCUGUGCAGAACCACAUCACUGCCUUUGCGGAAGUCACAUGAUAUUGAAGCAGAUGGUUUUUCCCUGCACUGGACAUCAUCCCUAUUUACCAUACAUUCAUAACAAAGUUUAUUUGAUUACACAGGAAAUUUAUAAAAUGUCGGAGACUUUUUAUAAUUUUAAAACUUGAUAGCACUCUCUCUGCCCCUCCCUUCCACUAGACUGUGAGCCCCUCAAGAGCAGGGCUAUGCCUUCCUCUUCUGUAUCCCCACCACCCACGACAAAGCCCAGCACAAAGUGUGGGUGUUCAGUAAAAACACCAUGACAAAAUGAACAAGUCAAUUCUUAAAUAAAAUGGUUGCUUUAGUUUCUCAAAAGAAUCUCUGUGGUUACGUGGAAAGAAACCCCCACAUGGGUUAUAUUUGUAUAAAAGAAACCCUCUAUUUUGGGCUAGUUAAUUCUUUUUAAUUUUUCAUAUAUCUAUUCAGCAGUAUAGCAUAUUUAAUUUGAAGUGAAUUUUGAAAGUUCUGGGGGCUUUUUAUUAUGCAGCAUGACAUUAUUUCCAUUUUAACAGAUUUCAGUGUGUGGAAUCACUUUACUUUUAGAAAGUAUGUCCUAUACUAAAUUGUUUGCUCAUUAUAUUGUGCUAUAUUUCACUUAAAACACCAUUCAUACUACAUAUUCUAAGACUGGUGCUUCUGCUUUUAAAGGGGAAAAUGCCAAUUUUUACUGUCACUGAGUAAUGUAUCAUAAUUAAAAUUAUUUAUUUGGACUUUUUCUUUGACAGUUGUGGUUUAAUGGUUGUGCUGCAACUUUUUUAAUGCAGGCAAUAUUUAGAAUACAUUAAGGUAAAUCCAGCCAUGAUACCUUGUUAUCAAGUAAAUUUCCAGCAUUAACCGUGUCUCAAAAUUGGCUAUGGUCCAUUAUUAAAUUUUCUAAUUGGUCCAGAACUCAAAUAAUUUAAAUGAGAAAGAACCACACCUUAAAAUACUAUCAUGAAGAUACUAGAAAUAUAUUUAAUGUAUUUUUGUAAUUGCCUAAUACUUUAAUUAAAACAUAUUUAUAUUUAUCAUUUAAUCCUCAUGGCAAUCCUAUUUAAAUAUUGAAAGAUGACUUUAUUUACAUAUUAUAAAAAUAAAGCCAAGACCGAUAACAUGCCCAGUCCCUACCACUGGUCAAGGGAAGAGUUAAAUCUAAAUUCAGAUUUACCCUGAAACUAUCAUUUUUCUCAAAUAUGCCACAGUUGCCUCAACAUUCAUGACACUGAGGCCAUUAAGAGGCCAUUAGGGUUCUGAGAAACUACCUAUGUUUAAGAAAAUAAAUGAAGGAAUGCUAAAAUAGGGAACAGAAGUCUGCAGUAUUUUAAAAGCUUACUUACAUGAAGGAACAUAAAGCAUCUCUUUCAAAAGCAGAGCUAUUUAGGAUUCUAUUUAUAAUCUUAUUUUAAAAUAAUGACUUUCUAGUGUCUGCAUGUGAGGCUUUUGGUAGAAGAGGGGUCCAAAAGAAGAUUCUCAUCUCUGCACCUCAGCUACCACUCAGGAAGGGGGUUGAGGGACAGGCUAUACAGUGACCAUGUAAGUUAAAGAUGAAAACAGUCUCCACAGAAGGAGGAUGAAGUCAUGAGUCACUCUGCAAUCUCAAAAGCUAACCCAAGAUACUUCGACUUAAAUGUGCAGAAAAUGAUUUUUUUAAUCUUUCUAAUCUAAACAUUUAAUUUACUCUCUUAAUUUCAACAGAAAUCAGCAAAUAAUUAAAACCAAAGGCUUCUCUGUUAGUUCCAGAUGGAUUUUGAUUGCCCAAUUUCAAUCCCGCAGAACUCAAAAUAUAUCUACCAAAACCCAAAAUAAAAAAAAAAAAUCUCAUUUCUAUGAAUUACAGAUCUCUAUAGCAGUUUUAUUCUUUUGGAAGUGUAGAGCAAACUUUGCAUGACUUGACAAUCUUUAAAGACAUUGUUUAGAAGGCAUUAGCAAUGGCAAAUUUGCUUCCUAGGACUGAAAUAAAGGAUAUUACCAUAAUGCCAAGCAAAGACAGGGUAGCUGGCCAGGUCUAUACAGUUGCUCAACACUACUGGUCCUAUAUCCAUUCAGAUGGACCCAGACAGGAGUAAAUUUUCCCUUGGAGGCCUUAACAUUACAUAAGUCAACGAUGAAAUUUUUCCACCUUCCUAAACCUGGUCAGAUUAAAAGAGUUAUAAAUUAGAGAACUAAUCAGGGUCAAAGUUAAAUCACUUCUUCUAUUAUAUUUAAGCAUCAUGAACCCAAGAUUGUACAAUGACAAAGUCAGGAAAAAUUAAAGAUGCAUGUGAAUUAACCAAACCCAGCCAAGAGUGCUUAACCAUGAUGCAAAUACUUAGAAUUAUUUUAAAAUUUAUACCUUUAAGAAAAUGUCAAAACAAUGGCUGGAGCUAGAUUUCAGUGAUACAGCACUUGCCUAGCAUGCACAGGACCUGGGUUCAAUCCCUAGGACCUGUAUAAGAAAGCACUAAUAUCAAUAUAUAAAUAUGUACAUACAUAGUCUAGUAAAAGCAGGCAAUCACAUGCCUUUGUGAUAGAGACUCUCAUUUUUAUUCUGCUUCUUUGGGGCCCAGGUCAGUGUAAAUUGUUCAAGAUGAAAACUUCAGUAGUAUCUGUUUGCAUGGCAGAAAUUCUGCACAAGUCUUAUCCGAUGAUGCCUAAGGUAACUUAAAAGGCUCUUUUAUGUUAAAAGAGAGGUGAACCUUCUUUGAUAGAGUUUGUCUAUUCGACUUCUAACUGGGCCUCUCUUUUUCUCAGGAUCUAUCCUAGCCAAAUAUCUCGUUACAUUUCCAUAGUUUUCUUUGUGAAAGAACAGUGGGGGAGGAAAGAAUUCUCUGCUGUGUAUUGUAUUUUUCAAAUAAAAAUUUAAAAACUAAAUUAAAAAAAAUAAAUUUCUUUUUCCCUCAUGGAUUGGUCUUUAUUGGGGUUGAGGAAUAAAGAAUGCUUGCCAAUGUGCAUCGAGUUAAGAGCUCUCAUAUUGACCGGAGAGUGUUUAAAAAUGUCCCAAACUGGCCCUCAUAAUAUCCCUUGAAUAUUCAGGAAUCUGAUCUGGCUGCAUAGUGACAAAUUAUAAACUUCUAGAAACUACUUUAGACACCACACAGGUGUGUAAUUUAUAGCCAAUCUUCUUCUUGUUAAUGACAAGGAACUAAGAUGCGAAUGUAGCCCUUCAUCCCGUUCCUAUGGGUAUCAUCUAUUAAACUUUGUG
Molecule: messenger RNA, 5215 nt
Organism: Mus pahari (shrew mouse)
Lineage: Eukaryota; Metazoa; Chordata; Mammalia; Rodentia; Muridae
Gene: Plppr5
Product: phospholipid phosphatase related 5
Exons: 6
Coding region: 1090-2055 (321 amino acids)
Biological process (GO): signal transduction; phospholipid metabolic process; phospholipid dephosphorylation
Molecular function (GO): phosphatidate phosphatase activity
Source: RefSeq, a predicted model, not a curated record